Molecule: messenger RNA, 558 nt
Organism: Candoia aspera
Lineage: Eukaryota; Metazoa; Chordata; Lepidosauria; Squamata; Candoiidae
Product: cytochrome b-c1 complex subunit 7
Exons: 4
Coding region: 77-412 (111 amino acids)
Biological process (GO): mitochondrial electron transport, ubiquinol to cytochrome c
Source: RefSeq, a predicted model, not a curated record
AUACGGGCUCUGAGCACGUGGUCUAAAGACGUCCGUCUCUUUCCCGAGAGGCAGUGCGGUUUUUGCAGAGGUCAAGAUGGCCGGGAGGGCGCCUGUUUCAGCUGGCAGUCGUCUGCUUGAGAGAUUUCACAAGUGGUAUUACAAUGCACAAGGAUUCAACAAAUACGGAUUAAGGCGUGAUGAUGUACUAAAUGAAACUGAUGUUGUCAAAGAAGCAAUAAAGAGACUUCCACCAGAUGUAUAUUAUGAGAGAAUAUUUCGCAUCAAGAGAGCAGUCCAAUUGAGUGUGACGCAUGAAAUCCUUCCUAAAGAUCAGUGGACGAAAUAUGAAGAGGAUAAGCCUUAUCUUUGGCCACAUGUGGAAGAAGUCCUUCGUGAAAGACGCGAAAAAGAAGAAUUGAGAGAGAAAUAACUGUCAUUUAUUUGCACAAAUGUUUUCUUUAGAACUUAAAUUGUUUGGGCAGAGACGUUGAACACUUUUGAAUGCUGAGCAAGAAUUCUUUGCUUAGUAAUAUUUGUUCAUCCGGUUCAAAUAAACGUUACCAAAUCUUUUUGGAA